AUGGCUAUUCUUGACCUGUCCGAUGAAAGCUCUCAGGGCAGCAUUUCAGCUCUAGACAGAGCACUUGUUCCUGGCUUGACUAGUAGUAGUGGUGGUGAUUCCAAAAGAAGCAUUGAAGCUGACGAAAGCGUAUCGUCGGAUUCAUCAUGCUCUGCCUCCACCUCGACAGUGGCCACAAACCUCGACAGCUCGAACCACUGUCAAGCACAGACAGCACGUCCCGAGAAACAGACGAGACGCGUCAAGUUCAGUGACAAAGCCAGGAUUCGCAAGAUCCCCCAUCACAGUUCGCUGACUGCAGAACAGAUCGCAGAAAUGUGGUUCAGCAAAGCAGAUUACAAAGCAUUACGCAAAGACUGUGCUCAAAGAAUCAAAUUCUUGGAUAAAGUGAAACUGAAGCAUCCCAAUGAAGCCCCCUUUUGCACGCGGGGAUUACUGAAUCACACUGCUGAAGCUCGAGCGAAGAAGAAUGCGUAUCGUGACGUCAUGUAUGAUGCUCUUGCACAAGCCAUGGACAAGGAAAUGGAGGAAGGUCUCGAUGAUGCCUUGGCCGAAAUCUGCAAGAUUUGCUCGGCCCCUUCGGUCAAGACUGCUCGUGUCCAAGGUCUCAGGGACGCAAAAGAUGCCCAGAAAAUCCAUGAACACAUGUCGUCUGGUAUGGUCGGCGUGAAGAUAUAA
Molecule: messenger RNA, 678 nt
Organism: Cylindrotheca closterium
Lineage: Eukaryota; Bacillariophyta; Bacillariophyceae; Bacillariales; Bacillariaceae
Source: the annotation of a GenBank genome assembly